GCUGGGUGGUACCGGGCCGUACUGGGCCGUACUGGGCUGCUUUGGGUGGAUCUGGGCCGUGUUGGGCCUUAUUGGGUGGUGCUGGGCUGUAUUGUGAUGUGCUGGACUAUACUGGGCAGCGCUGGGUUAUACUGGGUGGUACCAGAGCCUACUGGGCAACGAUGGGCUGUGAUGCUUUAUACUGGAAGGUCUUGGGCCUUACUGGGCAGUACUGGGAUGUGCUGCUCUAUACUGGGCUAUACUGGGACCUGUUGGCCCCUGCUGGGCUGUACUGGGCAGCAGGGGGCCAUACAGGGCUAUACUGGGAGGUACUGGGUUGAGCUGGGUUAUACUGGGCAGUACUGGAACCUCUGCUAGGCAGUACUGGGUUGUGCUACUCUAUACUGGGAGGUACUGGGACCUGCUGUGCUGUGCUGGACCCUGCUGAGCAGCACUGUUCUGUACUGGGUGGCACUGGGAGGUACUGGGCUGUGCUGAGCCUCACUGCAGUGUUCUGGUCCCCACUGGGUCUUACUGGGCGGUACUGGGUUGUGCUGGGAUGGACCUUGUUGAGUUACACUGGCAUAAUAUUGGGCUUUCUUUACUGGGCUGUGCUGAGUUCUGCUGGACCGCGUUGUGCCUUCCUGGGCUGUACUGGGCUACAACUGGGCCAUACUGGACAGUACUGGGCUCUUUGGAGUUGUGCUGGGUCCCACUGCAUUAUGCUGGGCGAUGCUGGCCCUGUGGCAGCACCCGGUCGGGAUCAAGAUGGAGCUGUGAGAGGAGGCCGGCGCAGGAUGGCGAAGCUGCUGGUGCCGCUGGUGGUGCUGGGGGCGGUGGCUCAGCGUUGCCCCCCGCGCUGCCUCUGCCCCGCGGCCGCCCCCAGCCCCACUCUGCUGUGCGCCCGCACGGGGCUGCUGGCGGUGCCUCCCAGCCUGGACCGCGGAGCCGUGGAGCUGCGCCUGGCCGACAACUUCAUCGGCUCCGUGGGCCGCGCCGACUUCGCCAACAUGAGCAGCCUGGUUCACCUGACGCUGUCGCGCAACGGGCUGCGCCGUUUGGCGCCCGGUGCUUUUGCUGACCUGCGGGCGCUGCGGGCGCUGCACCUGGACGGCAACCGGCUGCCGGCGCUCAGCGGCCCGCAGCUGCGCGGCUUGGCCAGCCUGCGGCACCUCAUCCUGGCCAACAACCAGCUGGCCGCCAUCGAGCCCGCCGCCUUCGCCGCCUUCGCCGCCACCGUGGAGGAUUUGGAUCUGUCUCACAACAACCUGCCGGCUCUGCCCUGGGAGGCGGUGGCGGCCAUGGCCAGCCUGGCCACGCUGACUCUGGACCACAACCUGCUGGAGCGCGUCCCCGCCACGGCGCUCAGCCGCCUGCCGCGCUUGGCCCGUCUAGACCUGACCGCCAACCGCCUGCGGGUGCUGCCCCCGGUACCGGGCCCUCCGGGGCCCAGCCUGGCAGCGGGAGGCAACCCGUUACACUGCAACUGUGAGCUGCUGUGGCUGCGGCGCCUGGCACGGCCCGACGGGUUGGAGAGCUGCGCCUCGCCGCCGUCGCUCGCCGGCCGCCUGCUCUGGGCUGUGCCCGAGGAAGAGCUGGCGUGCCGCGCUCCCCACAUCGCCGGAGCGGCCGCCAGUCCCAGCGCGGUGCUGGAAGGGCAACCGCUGCGUCUGGGCUGUGCGGCCAACGGAGACCCCCCGCCCGCCCUGCACUGGUUGGGUCCCGACGGGCGUUUGGUGCAGAACGGCUCACGGCGAGCCUUGGGUGCCGACGGCUCCUUGCAGCUGCGCGUGGCCACGCUGCGCGACCACGGCGCCUUCACCUGCGUGGCGUCCAACGCUGCCGGGGAGGCCGCUGCGCGUGUGGAGGUGGCGGUGCUGCCGUUGCCGGUGCCUCACCGGCACGGGGAUGGGGACGGGGAAGCUCAGGCCGGUCCCGGCCCCUCGGAUAUGGCGCGGGCUGGAGCCAACGAAUCGCUGUCGGUGGGCGCGGAGCGACGCAUCGUGGCAGCGGAUCUGACGGCGUCGUCGGCGCGCAUCCGCUGGCUGCCGCAGCGCCACGUGCCUGGGCUGCGCAUGUUCCAGAUCCAGUACAACAGCUCCAUCGACGACUCGCUCGUCUACAGGUUGCUGCCGCCGUCCAGCCGGAGCUUCGUGCUGCGGGAUUUGGCCGCUGGCCGCGAAUACGACCUGUGCGUCUCCGCGCUCUACGCCGAAGGCACCGCGGCACCGCCCGCGUCCCGGGCUCUGGGCUGCGUCCGUUUCGCCACCGCUGGGGGGACCCCGGGCUGCGCCGCCCCCCGGCCCCAUUUCCUGGGGGGCACCGUCAUCAUCGUCAUCGGUGCCGCCAUCGCCGCCUCCGUCCUCGUCUUCAUCCUCAUCCUCACCGCUCGCUACAAAGCCGCCCGCCGUCCUCCCGCCGCAGUCGCCAGCGUCUGCUCGCAGACCAACGGCACCCACAGAGCCCCGGAGCCCGAACCGCCUCCACCGCAGCCCUUAGCGGUUCCUCCGGCGCCUCCGGUUCUGAGCGCCCCCGGCGGCUCCCGUGCGUUGUUUCCCAGCCACAGCUUCCCUCGGCGCGCCCGGACUCGGCGGCACGGAUCGCUGCCGCGCCUCGAUGCGCCCGACGCGCUGCCAGCGCUGCGCCCGUCCUUCGGCAGCACCCACUGGAUGUUGGAGAGCACCGUCUGACGGGGGGGGCGGCACCCCGGGGCGCUGGAGGCGGCUCUGGAGGUGCCCCCGGGUGCGCUCUUGGGUGCCAAAAGCGGCUCCGGGUGCCGCUGAGCGCCUUUGGGUGCCCUUAGGGGCUGGAAGGCAGAGCGGGGUGCUUCUCUGCGCCUUCGAAUGCCCGUGGACCUUUGGGUGCCCAAAUGCAACCUUGGGUGCCUCCCAGCUUCAAUAGGUGCCAGUGGACGUGGGGGGUCUAAGUGUGCCCUUGGAUGCCCCUCUGCACCUUCAGGUGCUCUGCUGCACCCCUGGGUACCAGUGGACCCUUUGGGAGUCCUGGGCCCUGAUGCACCUACGGGUGCAGCUCUGGGUGCUGGAAGUGGCUCCAGGUGCUGGUGAGCUGCGGGGGCUUGAAAACGGCUGGGGGGGGGGGGGUAGGGGGGAGAGUGGGGCUCCUCUGCACCCGUGGGUGCCCCAACGCAGUAUUGGGUGCCAGAGAACACGGGGGGUCCAAAUACACACUUGGAUGCCCCUCAGCACCUUUGGGUGUUCCUCUGCACCCCUGGGUGCCAACGGAUACCGCGGGUCCCAAUGCCCCAGGGCACCCGGACACCCACGGGUGCCCUCGUGCAGCCUCAGCACCUUUGGGUGCCCCCACCAUAUGCACCCACUCGUUAACCCCCCCACCAGCCCCCCGGGGCG
This is a messenger RNA of Tympanuchus pallidicinctus (lesser prairie-chicken), 3347 nucleotides long. RefSeq names its product leucine rich repeat and fibronectin type III domain containing 1 (gene LRFN1). The record is from RefSeq and is a predicted model, not a curated record. The transcript is spliced from 4 exons. Bases 702 to 2669 code for a protein of 655 amino acids. NCBI's taxonomy places the organism in Eukaryota, Metazoa, Chordata, Aves, Galliformes, Phasianidae. Gene Ontology annotation, molecular function: protein binding.